Dunckerocampus dactyliophorus (ringed pipefish) is the source of this 30729-nucleotide messenger RNA. Its product is annotated as G patch domain-containing protein 2-like. The coding region runs from base 252 to 1358 and encodes 368 amino acids. The transcript is spliced from 11 exons. Lineage: Eukaryota; Metazoa; Chordata; Actinopteri; Syngnathiformes; Syngnathidae. The record is from RefSeq and is a predicted model, not a curated record.
ACCUGUGCUGUGAGAUUCUGUUUUCAUGUUUGCUCUCCACCGGGACAACGCGGGCUGAAUGGGCGGAAUAUGAUGUGGAUGCUGCCCCCCCACCCUUCACUCCCAGUUGGGAUUCCAGAGGAGACAGACCUCCUGACCUUCGGCAGUCGUACAGUCGGUCCUCGCCCUGAUUGGCUGAGCAGCAAGGCGGAAGUGGGUCUGACAGCUUUGCUGAAAGCAAAACAAGAGGAGCUGCAGUCUGCUGCAUUGAAAUGGAUGAGCUGGUGCAGGACCUGGUGUCUGCCCUGGAGCACACCUCGGAACAAAGUAAGCUCGGGGAGCUGUGGGAGGAAAUGGUUUUGAGUCCACGUCACCGGCGGCGGCAGGUGCGCCGUCGAAGAGGCCAGAAACACCGUUGUGAAUCUUCGCUCCAUCCACCUGAGCGAAGACACCACUGGGUCGAAGCAUCGGAAUCCAGUUUAGAUGAAACUUCUCAAAACUCCUGGCGGAACUCUCCGCCUCUUUUGACAACGUCGGCAGCCAACUGCAGCAACUCUGAUGACAUGUCCAUCAAUAGCCAGUGGCACUCCCUUGUGAGCCGCCCGAUCAGGACCGGGCAGCCCUCCUGGCCCGAGUCAGACUCCUUAUCUGAGAAUAAUCUAGGACGUCAGCUCAAGAGGAAGAGGAGGAUUAAACGUAUGAACCCGCCUGUUCAAGUCAGAUUGCAGCAUAAGUUAAAGGUUUCCGCCAUGGAAAGGAAAAAACUGAGGCCCAGGCCAUCCAGGAUGCAGCAUCUGUCAAGACUGAAGAACAGCUCCAGCGGUUGGGUUGGACGAAACCGGCAGUCUGAUGGGGUCAGCCUGAUGGGAAAGCAGCGCUGGAAUAGGAAGAUCACUUUGGAACACCGAGAUGCUGCAGAGGAGAAUAUGUCUGAGGGUGAAACCAGCAGUACCUGCAGCAGUGACCCUGGCCUUUUCACCAAUGACGAAGGGAGGCAAGGUGAUGAUGAGCAGAGUGACUGGUUCUUUGAGGGCGACUGUGGAAUUGGGUCCAGCGUGGCUAGCUUGCUGCCCAACUGGGACUCAGACAAUCACAAUUCCAGAGAUGUCAACCGCCCCUCGCCCACCUCUCUGCCAUCUCUGAGAGGCUAUUGUUCACAUUUAAAACGCUUGCCUCGCCCUGCUGCUUCUUACAUCAGGACCAAUAGGGGAAAGUUCUCCAGCAAGGGCAAUUCUACACCAGAGUUUGUGGAGAGACUGAGACACCUUUCUCAUGAUCAUCAUUAUAGAGAUUUCUCUGCUGUUGGACACCAUGGCCAGGUAUGUUUCAUUCAAGGUGUAGUCUCGCCUUUCUUUAUCAUUUUACCGUGUAGUCCAUAAGAUCUUGCCAUCUUUAGCCUCCGCCUACAGUUUGUGUUCACUGACGACACGUUAGAAUCCUCUCAAGGGUCUAUUGGAGAAACAAAUUCUGCCUUUUUCCAAUGAAGCUCGCUUUAUUGAUGAACACAUGGGCGGCACACUCACUUAAAUGAAUCAGUUACAGAGUGCAGGUCACUUUUAAUUAGAGAAACCUACAUUAUGUUAGCACUGCGAGUUUGUUUGUGUAUGUUGAGCUGACACAGACGCACAAGACCCCCGAAUGUUUUCAUUCGUGCCCUGGCGUUGGCCCGUGUCCAUUUCAUAGCGACAGUGGAAAUACACUGCCAUUAGCUGUACAUUGCAGACAAAACACGCUUUUGCACUGUUCAUUUCAAUAAUGAAUUUGUUUAAUUGUUUUUUUCCCGCAUUAAGGACUUUUGUCUAAAGCCAAGUUGUACAUUGUAAAGUAGCCUGACGUCUCAGUUGAUAGUCAGCAUGCAGGGACACUUUAAUUUAAAAGUUUUCAAGGUCGGCAUUCCCAAAUAGAAUUUAUGUUGACAUAAAUUCAUGACAUGACAGUAAUGCUGAUUUAAGUGCAAAUCUUUUUCCAGAAAGUUUUGUCAAAGCAUCACAUAGCUCCCAGUCAGACCAAGAUACUAUUGCAUGUGUAUGGGAGGUGGAGUGGGGGUGCACUGAGGAGCCAGCAGCUCCUUUAGCCUUACAACUGUGGGGCUCCUCCUGAUUGUCUAGUGUCCACAUUGUCUGUUUAUGGUGCAUUCCUAAUUUUGUUUCACACGCCACCUCCCUCACUCUCUCGGGUUAUUUCCCAAAGCUCUCCUUGAUGAGGGGCAAAUACACGACUGCUAUGAAAAGCCCCUGACUUCUUAGGGCGUUCUUUUCCAAACAGACUCUUUCUUCUCCACCUGAAAGGUUCCUUCAGAUUCCAGUUUUGAGGCAUUGUGAAUACUAAUAUCUCUCUAUUAAAAAAGCCCUCAUAUCCCUGCCAUGCUCUCAUUUGAAUGGCAGACUCAGGGGAGACCUCUUAAUUCCUUUAUAGUGGGAUUCAAGACCCUUCACUUCAAAAAGUAUAAAUCAUACUCCCAAAUGAACGAGGGAGAGCGAGGGAUUGACGAGAGGGGCUUCUGAUGUGUCCCGUCGGACUCGCUGGCUGAAUCCGUCUCCCCAAACUGCUCAAAUCCACUCUCCAGUGAGGUGGCUUCUUGCAUCCUCACCGGCCAUCUCGGCAUGCAUGGCGUCCACACAAGUAUGUCACAAUGCCAGAACGGCUGAUCCCCACUCUAAACAAACUUCAAAUGACCUCCUUUUUCACUUUUUCAUUUCUUUUUCGCAUCUUACCCACAUGAUGGAUUUCAAACCCUGAGGCCUGAGUGUAAAGUGUUUACCCUCUGGGCCGAGUGUGUGAAUGAAUCUUGCACUGCAACCACACCGGGAUGACGUUAUAUUAAUAAAAGCUGUCAUCUCCUGUUUGGCGCCAGGUGAUGACGACAAUGGGAGAUUUGAUGUUAAGCGAUGAAGGCGGCGAUGAGCUCGCUCGUCGCUUAUCCUCGUCUCGGAGUGGGACUUGCCUCAAAAUGCCAUAAUGCUCGGAGUCGGCAAGCACGUUAGAAUGCCAUAGCAGCCUUCUCUCUAUUGACUUAUUUGUUACUAAAUGACACUUGCGCUGUGAGAUAAAUCAUAGUCCCAAGCCACUCCCUUCCCCGUUUUCAUUUUAAUUGUGAGAUCUCUGUGUCAGCAGUUAGUAUAUUGGUGUGAGUGGCCUAUUGAUUAUUGAUUUGCAGCUAUCGAUUAUGUUCCCUGGACACCCUAAUCCUUUCUGAUUCAUUUGAAUAGCUCUAUUAAUCUUGAGAUCCUGCUCACACCUGAAGCGCAGUGUUCCCUGAUGAAAAUAGAUAGCCAUUUUGUAAAGGCCCCACCUCGCUCCUCUUUUGAUUCAUUCUUUUUAAUUGAUAUAUUUGCUUUUGGAUGUGGGCGCCAAAAUUGCAAUUGACCCACUGUCAGUGAUCUUUUAGUCAGCUCCCUGGGGGAGUACUUUGCCUUUAGGAGUGUCUCAUCUGACCUGAAAAAAAUCCAUCCCAAACACUUUUUAGUCAGUGUCCUUGUGUCUUUGAUAGAAUUUAGUAGUUGUUCAGUUGCCUUUGUGACUUACUGCUUUUUCUUUCUUUUUUUACAUUUUUUUACCACCAAUGCACUUUUUAGUCAUUUCUCUCACUUUCACACAUUUUUGAGUGAAAACAAAAUGCACUGCCAUCUGCCAUCCUCCCCAACUGACAAACACUACGUAAAUGAAUACAGUAGAUCCAAGCUAAUCACGCAAAUUGUGAAAAAAUGUAAAUAGAAAUGCCCAUAAAAUGCCUAUUAUUGACACCCUUAAGCCUAGGUUCCAACCGGUCGUACGGGCUCCUACGACCGGUCUACGUGCAAAAAACCCCUGCAAGUAACGCACAUAUGACACGCAUGUAAUGUGCUGAUUUUCAAGCCGCACACUGGCCGCAGAGGUUGUUUGUCAUGUCAAACAAACUCUACGGGUGUUUACGUUUUUUUCAGGUUGCAAGACAAACUUAAGCACUUUGUACGCCUUAUUGCGUCGGCCGUACGGCGAACGUGUUUCUUUCGUACGUUUUGCUGGUGUCAGGUUUGGGCAAAAUGUCUAUUUUUUUUGUACAUUUGCGGACUCCUAUGUGUGCCGUGCGCCAAGUGCACACCACAUACUUAUUUGGUGCCACAGCUAUGCUCUCCAUGAACAAAAAAAGCAGCCAAUCGGGGAAGGCCAAAAAUUGCACGACCAAAAAAAUCGUACAUUCUGUUGUGACCUAGCUGGACUAUGCUCCUUUGUCGAGGUGCCUCUGUACUCUACACCGCCUCACUCCUCCCCCUCCAAACCCUCUUUGAUAGCUUGACAUUCUCCUCCAAUAUCGGAUCAACAUUUGUAAUAAAAGUGUACAACACUCUCCGUCGCUCUUUAAUUGCCGUUGUUUGCUCGUGAUGAACAAGCUAAAUGCAUAGAAGCAUAAUCCAGGCUUAAGGUCUCUAAUAUGCCUCACACAUUAAAGAUCUCGCAAGAUUAAAAUGAGACAAGGUUGUUAGUUUGGAGAAAGCUGUUUUUCAAGAACAGGGCAGCCAGAAGGCAAUCAGACUGUGAACUAUGGCAUCACUACUAGGAAUGAUAAUAACGCACACCUUGCCACCUACCUCAGUGUUUACAGCGUCAGCGAGUGACGUGUCUCUGUUUUUUCCGUCAAAGUUGAACUGCUGCCACUGCGUGUAUUGUCCAAGCAGAAGCUGGAGUAAUUCCACAUUUCAUCAGAGUCGCUUCAUAUCAACCCACCUAGAUGUUCGGAAUUGUUUGCACCAUUAAUCACCGAGCGAUGGUAUUUACGCUCGUUCUAUUUGGCUGGGCAACGACUUUAAAAGCUCCAGCGAUCACUGAUUUUGUUUCACAACACACUUCAUACGUAGAAGAGAUCUGUGUUGACAUUUUAGCGACAUGGUCGCUAUAUUUAGCAAGAAGGGAUUUGCAUUAAAAGUGAAAGUCACAAAGUGUUUCUUUCUUGAAGUAUUCGCUGUGCGACACUUCCGAUUGUACAUAAAUACCGCCGUGCGAUGCCGGUUUGACGCCGGUCUAAAAGCUGCAUCAACCCCUCCAUAAUGCAGCUCUACAGGUCGAAGAAGGCAGAGUUUGGACUCGCUUUCCUGGCGAAACCAAGACAGUCUGUCUCGCCGAACACGCAUGGGUGUCCAAAAUGUGGCCCUGGGGCCAUCUGUGGGAUGUAGCACAUUGUAGAAAUAAAAUAAAGGAAAACAAAGUAAAAGUGGAAAAUAGAGCAAAAGGGCAUAAUGUAACUAGAAAAAGCUAAAAUACUGACUGAAAAAGCGGUUAGCCUGGUUGUCAGGCUAGCACGACAACCACACUCCAGUUUUCUGUGGUGCCACCUCCAUCUCCCUCUAAAGGCCCUGUCACACCUUGACGAUUUAGCCAGCUCACGCCAACGUAUGAAAAAAUUGGCCAAUACACUGGCAUACGUCCAAUAAGUUAUGGGUAAGUUUUGUAUAAGUUAAGAGCACGCUGAGACACGCCGGCAUACGUCAUAGUAUGUCCAAGUCAAAAAUGUUGUGCAUGCACAAAACAUUUCGACGUAUGUCAACGUAUGAUUAAUACAGCUCGCAUCCGCGGGCAAUAAGUUAUGUGAUCGUUGACGCCCGUUCACACACGUUAAUUGUAAGUUACGUACAAGUCUAAUACGUCAACAUACCUUGAGACAGAACUGUCUUCUUGGCGAGUGAAGAUGGAGAGGAGGAGAAGCUGUCGUGUUUGUAUUUGCAGGUAAGUUUGCAGCUUGACCAGUAGAGGGCACUGUGACACUGGGAAUGGAACCAACUUUUGAUUUUUUUUAUCAACUUUAUUAAUGCAUUAGCGAGUCACAAAUCCAUGAGUGGUAGCAUAUGCAGCCUACACCAGGGGUCUCAGACUCGCGGCCCACGGGACGAUAGUUUGCGGCCCCUGUCUUAAUAUAAAAAAAUUAUAUUCGUGUGGCCCGCAACUUUGAUAUGAAUGACACUUGUUGUGUCUGGAGCUUAACGAACCAAUCACGGUGAGGUAUAUGGUCUCGAGGGUGGGACCUCGGCUGAACAAACCAAUCACGGUGAGGUAUAUGGGCUCGAGGGUGGGACCUCGGCUGCACAAACCAAUCACGGUGAGGUAUAUGGUCUUGAGGGCGGGACCUCGGGCGAACGAACCAAUCACGGUGAGGUAUAUGAUCUCGAGGGCAGUACAUUUUAUGCUUAUUGUAAAUUAUGUUAUUAUAAGGUAUUUGUAAAUUAAUUAGAUUGGUUUUCUGCAAAUAAACGGCCUAUUUUCAGAGAGAAUUAUCACGAAUAGGUGUUGUGUCAGUUGGGAUAGGCUCCAGCUCACCCGUGACCCUAAUGAGGACGUGCGGUAUAGAAAAUGGAUGGAUGGAUGAUUAGCAUGGUUCUGACCGUCCUGUUUGGCCAUCCCAGGGCCCGCAGCACUCCUCAGCAUUGUCAGAGUAAUGAAGACAGAGGGAUGGACCUCGGCACAUUAAGACCAGAUGCGUAGGGGUAUUACUUUUAAUAGUUUCGGUGUGCCCCGUGAAUUAAUGGAACGUUUAAACAGGGAUCGAUUUUGGUAUUAAAAAGUUAGUUUGCAAAGAUUUACUGUGGGGAGUUCAAUGGCUGAGCUCUUUAUCAGGGGUGCAAAUGGCUGGUUAUGUGCUGUCCAACAGAGGUACGAUUGAGGGAUCGAUAGGCGUGUGAUUUACUAACUGCAGUACAGGUAAUCAAUAAGUAUAAAAGUAAAUGAAAUAUGCAUUACUUGGAUUUUAUUAGAGCGGGGUAGCAGAGAGAGAAUAACGGUGAGGCCAUUUAUUUUUAUAUCUAUUGAUUAUACAACUUAGAGACUCAAAGGGAGCCCUGCGCAGCUCCCGACACCCCAUGCCUGUGCACUCGUCAUGUGAUUUAUGGGUGCUGAGGUCAUGGAACAUGCUGCCUGUUAAAAGGCUGCCCUGAUGGGCCCUCAUGGAAGCACAUGGCUCGUGGGUGUGCUUGUGUUGCCACGCGGUCUCAGACGAGCCAAGGGGGUUAACGAGGGUGCGUGUCGUCCAGCCAUCAGUCACCUGAUCCAAGCAGGCUGUCUAUUUUUAUCAUUUUAUUCUAUCUUUAUUAUUACACCCAUCCCCCCAAAUUCUCUUUAUGAUAAAGUAUAGCAUAAAAUCUUCCCUUAUUUUGUUUUACUGCAGCACCCUCAGCCUAUCCACCCCCCUCCUCCCAUACACAAACAUCUAUCACAGCAGAGCCCCCACCCCGCUCAAAGCCACCUGCCCCACCCACCCACCUUCGCUAGUGAUGGAACGGACCUUGACCUUAAGUUUACAUCUCAGAAGUCAGGGCUAUUAAGCCAGUGGGGGGGGGCUUUUCCUAUUUCAGGGCUCCUGACAUAUGACACAGGAGGCGCAGGGUAGGUGUAAUUUGUUAAUGUGAGCGCCGCACGUGCUCACCAAGACCGCCAUUCUGUAUGUUCCAAACAUGCAUUCAUGAAAACAGACGUGGUGUAACAUUUGUUAUGUUAUGCGAGAUUGUGUCAACUGUGCAUUGUUUGUUUUCAACUGAAUUUGUGACUAAAAUGUGUGCUUGUGUGCCUCGUAGAAACACUAGCCCCGGAGGGCUAUUGCGCCUCUUCGUGAGCAGAGGAAACACAAUACAGUGUCAGUCACACCACCAGCUUGUAAGGAGGAGAGGACCAAGGAGCCAGUCGGAUCUCAGCCCGAGAGGCAGUGGAGUUCUCGGGUGGAAACCCUUCUAUCUUUCUCUCAGAGGACCGAGGAGGACCCCUGAACGCCACAAGCGAACCCUGGAAGCAUGUGGUAAAAGCCUAGCUUGCUGGAGACUGCUCAGACGUUUGCAGCAUAAACUUUAUGACAAAGAAGAAAUUCAAAGCACAUAAUUGCAAUUCGUAAUCAGUCACUUCCAAGUCUAUUAAGCACGAGUGAUGUAAAUGCAAUCAGACGUUGUUAAGAACGCGGCCUGCUAAAGUGGACAGCCUCCUCGUUGGACUGAAGAGUUUGUGACUCUUCCUGGUUCUCCACACAGAGAGACCUCAUGCUAACAGGCAUUCCUACAAUCAUGUCCCUUCUUGUAUCAGCAUUUGUCAGCAGGGUGCUUUCUGGAUGGCCUGUUGAACCUUGGGUGGCUUGACUUUAGCCCUUCAGAGUGUUACUGCAGAGUUUAGAGAUGCUAGAGCAAACGUACAGGCUCCCUAUUAGCCCCCAAAAGCUUUAUUUAUUUUUUUUACAAAGCUGCUCAUUAGCACAACAUAGAGGGAAUGUAGUUAUAGUCCUCGGAGGGGCUGCCUCUGUUCUCUUCAGCUUACCUUCCAUAUUCAAAUGUCCCCAAACGUAUUUAAGUUCAAGCCGCGACGUGUGUUUGAACAGCCUGUUUUCCAGCAGUGCUGGAUUAGUUGCUUCUGGAGCCGUGCAGCUGGCAAACGAGCCAAAAAGGAAGAGAGGGAAAUUUCACAGAGGGUAUGGUUUCCCUGUGUCCCUCGGCACUGGAUGCAUUAAAGGAUCAAUGUGAGCGUCCGCUGAGAUGAGACACACUGUGAGCGUCUCUACCAGGCUGGUAAACAAGCAAGAUGUGCAGAAAAAUGUACUGAAUCUACACAGCAGUCAAAUAUGAACACUUAUGGCUAAAGUUAUUUAGAAGUUCUGAAGAUGGAACAAGGGUUCACAGAUUGGUCAAACAAUAUUAGGCAGGAGUGUCACGAGACACCCAAGUCACAAGACUAGAUGAUGUACGAGAUUGAGACGAUAUUUUUAAGAAAAGUACAAUGAAAAAAUAUGACUGGACGAAAAAACUUUUUUAUUUGGUUUUAAAAUGUUUAUUGUGCCACAAAUCGACACUAAAUGAUAUUGUUGUCAACAUUUUUUGAGAGCAUAUAAACCACUGUUAUGAUAAUAUAUAAUAAUAAUGCAAUGUAUCCCUUCAAUGUGUCAUCUUUCACUUUGUAAAGUUGUGGAAUUUCCACUUGUGACAUGUAUUUUCUCAUAGGAAAUUUGCCCUGUCUGUCAAACGUUUGCAGCAUUUCUUGAAAUGCUGGAUUUUCAACUGCAACUGCAUUAGAGAGCAGCAUUUAUUUUGCGAUGGCUUUCUGUGAACGCACACCAUUUUACGCUAUUGUGGUUGUAUUUACUUUGCCGACCAAACAUGAGUCUUGACUGUCAGAAUGAAGUCUCAGAGUGUCGAUGUGUAGUUUUUUUCCCAGGUGGGCAAACUGGGUCGGGUGGAUAUGUUUGAAGUGGGCAAGUUUAAAUAAACUCGGCAUACUGGCACGGUCGUGUCGAUGGGCUCACCUUGCUCAUUAACGUUCCCGUAUGGGAGCUGUGGCAUUUGGCUUUGCAAGCAUCUUUUUCCCUCCUAAUUUCUACUACAUUACCUUGCAUUGUUCCUCACGAGACUCCACUCUGUGGCUGUGUGUGUAUGCUAGCGGCCCCGACUCCCCCCACAGAGACAAAGCGGAUGUAUGACUGACAAGAGGUCUCACUCUGUUUGCCGUUGUUCUGAGGAAUGCUGUUCUUCCAUGAAGCAUCUCGGUGCUGAACACAGAGUGAAACCUUCCUGCCUGUGUGGAGCAAUCACCUGACAAAGGCACCUAGGAGGCGAGUGAAUGAGUGAUGUCUGCUGUGUCUCCUCCGCCACCACCGUGGCUUCUUGCAUCCACCGGUGGAUGCCGGGGCGAUGAGGAGGAGGAGGAGGAAGAGAAAUCAUGCUGUUAUAAACUCUGUUUGAACCCCCACGGUACGCAUGAGGGGCGGCCUCUUUGCCCUAGCCCGGGUCGCAGGAUGCAAGAUAUGACCCUCCUGCUCGACAUACUAGAAGAAGAAGCGGCACCAAAACUAGUCUGAGCAGCCACCUUGUAGUCAUCGAGUCUGAACUCUGGACUUGUGCAGGAGCAUCUGCAGAUUGAUGCUAAAAGUGUUAAGUGUAAAAAUAAUGUUCCCAAUGGGGAGAUCCAGGUUUUUGGAGGUAUGGCUGCAAGGUGCUUGAAAGAAGAAAUACUGUAGUCCCCUUGACUGGUGGAGAUUAUCAGUAUAUGCCCCUACUGUUCACCUCACUGCUGAAGAUGUUUGUUGCCUCUUUGCCUUGUGGUGAGAGUCGAAGCUAUUCUUUUCUCUCACCGAUGGUCCAUGGUUAAAAAUCACAUCAUCAGCCGUCUGAGCACUGGCAGCCACCUCUCCUCCUCCAGAUUGAUGGCGGAAUGGAGGGAAAAAUCAAUGGCUACCUCUCGUCACAAAGCGAGAGUUCUGUCAUGUUUCGGAGGUUGAUGUUCCGCUCUCUCUCCUCAAUGGGAAAUUGAAAGCUGAGUCCAGACUAACUGACAGACGUGAAAGGACCGGAGUCUUUCAAGUCGAUACUUUCCCUCUGAAGCUUCAGUUGUCGGGCACAAAAUUCAAUGCUUCAAACUUUGUAGGAACGGUUCCGGGAGGGCCCUUUUCUGUCCUGCCCCAGUGUACAAAGCAGGCUUGUGAAAAAAUUCCAAAUUUGGAAUGAAGAACUGGAAUUUGAAUUGAAGUGGCUCCACCCCACAGGAUAUUGAAUUGGAAUUGGCAUUAAAGGAAGUGGAAUUGUAGUCAAGUAACAGGAAGAAUUUGUCAAACAAGACGAUAAUUAAACACAAAAUCCCCCCAUUUCCCAUAAUUUGAAAGUUAGAAUACCUCAGAAGGUCCUUUUUUAACUGUCAUUGAGAAACAUAUUUCUAAUUCAAAUAAAAUGUGUACCUGUGGUUCAUAGUAAUAACAUAUUUACAGUAAUAUUUCAUAUGAAAUAUGUAAAGCAGCCAGGUAUGGAAUAUACCUGAAAGCAUGAUCGAUCGAUUGAUGAUUAUGGAGUACACCAAAAUGAUCAGCUGGAAUUUCAUGGAAUUUCAGUUCUACUUCCUGCAAUACCAAUUUGACUUGCAAUUCUACUUCCUGUUUGCAAUCGCAAUUCAAAUUCAUGGAAUUAAAUUGGAAUGUGGCAGACAUUCUCAAUUCAGUCUGGAAUUUUACAAAGCAAAGACCGUAAAGGCAUGCUUGUAUGAGUUUGGUGUGGAAGAACAUGACCCAUCAAACACCCUCGGGGGUGAACAGCAGCGUUGAGUUGAUUCCAGCUGCAAAUAGGAGACCACCUUCGUAUUUUUUUGUUCACAUCUUGUCGGUGUAAUGGCCAGCCGUCCCAAUAUUUUUGUUCCUAUCUGCGCUUUAAAAUCAAGUCGCAUUUAUAAGAAUGGUCAUUGACUUGCGGGUGACCCUAUGAGGAGCGGCAGUGACAGGACCACCCCCCCCCCCUCCAUCCUCAUCACCACUAAGUCAUAUCAAGGAAGGCUCCCAUUCACGUUCACUGCACCCAAAUGAACAAGCAUCACUGGGAUUUUUUUUCAUUCCGACACAUGCCUCGCACCCCUAAUGGGAAAUUCAAAUAUCACAUAUCUGCUGAAUGCAAUAUUCACUUAGCACGAGAUAACACUGUGCCCGAUGUGUCUCAUGUAUCAGGGUCAGAAUAAGCUCUGUCUCCCGUCGCAGCAUAACCGGAUCCUGACACCAGACCUGACUGUGAAAUUUGGUUUACAGGCUUAUUCGGUUACCCUCUCUACUCGUGCAUGUUGGUCCAUUAGUGUGUUUGAGGGAAAGCAGAUUCCAAGGCAUCUUGCGGCUGCUGCCGCUCCUCCUUCUGUGUCUUACACAAGCACCAUCUCUUUUCAUUUUUGCUGGCAUUCUAAUCAGAGCGUUACAAGCUUCAGCGGGUGAAGUACGCAGAAAGUUGUGUUUCCUGACAGCCAAUAAAAACCUUAUAAUCUCCUUGAUUCAAGUGGCCCAUUUAAAAAAAAUACUAACCAGCACUAUCAGUCAGACUCCCCCCCCACCCUUUCCUUUUUGCUUUAAUGUCCUUUUUUUAUUUAAUAUAUAGCCCAUGAAAAAUGAGAGACUCCCGUUCGGACGUGUAGAUAUUUUGUUGCUGAUGAUGCGAGACGAAUUUCCAUCACAGCUUUGUUUCCAGCGGGUGAGCGGAUAAUCUUUUACAGUGCAGGGAGGGAGGCCACCCCUCCCAUCAAUCUCUGCGGCUUAUAGCUGCUGCCUGCCUGCCCGAAUGGGCCAGGAUGCUGCCACCAGGUCAGGCGCCCAUUCAGGGUCCGAAAGCCACAGAGGAGUCAUGUGAGCCCCAAUUUCCCCAAUCCUGCCUAACAAAGGAAAUGCUGUUCUAUUAUUAUUAUUGAAAUCACAUUUAUUUAUUCUCAAGGUGGUCUCAAAGAACAGGCCUGCAUUAGUGUGUCUGCUUCUCAAGGCACUGGCAGCACUAGGGAUGGGCAUUCAAAGAAAUGUCCUUUUUUUAAUCUAUAUUAGGCAUUUUUUACAUUUAGACAUUUAAAAAUGUAAAUGUAAUAAUAAUAAUAAUAAUAAUGUGUGUGUAUAUAACAGUGGUGUGAAACAGUGUUUCCAGAUUUCUUAUUUUUUUGCAUGUUUGUCACACAAGAUCAUCAAAAAAACUUAAAUAUUAGUCAAUGACAACACAACAGAACACAAAACGCAGUUUUUAAAUGAAACGUUUUGUGAUUAAGAGAGAAAAACAUCCCAAACUACAUGGCCCUGUGUGGAAAAAGUGAGAAACUGAGAUUAAUUGAGAUCUAUCAGUCUGGAAAAAGUUAUAAAACCAUUUCUAAGCUUUGGGACUGAGCGAACCACAGUGAGAGCCAUUAUCCACAAAUGGGAAGAACAUGGAACUGUGGCGUACCUUCCCAGGAAUAGCCGGCCUACCAAAAUGACCCCAAGAGCGCAGCGACGACUCAUCCAAGAGGUCACAAAAGACCCCACAACAUCCAAAAACUGCAGGCCUCACUUGGCUCAGUUAAGGUCAGUGUUCAUGACUCCACCGUAAGAAAGACACUGGGCGAAAACGGCCUGCAUGGCAGAGUUCCAAGACGAAAACCACUGCUGAACCAAAAGAACAUUAAGGCUCGUCUCAGUUUUGCCAGAAAACAUCUUGACGAUCGCCAAGACCUUUGGGAAAAUACCCUGUGGUGGAGGACAUGCACUUUCACAAGUUUUAGUUUUGGCAUCAUGAUCUGUGCACCUACAGCAUGAGAGUGGCCCGUACUGCUCCCUGCACUCCUGUCUGCCCUGGCAGUUGCACGCUGCACAUCCCGUGGAGAUGGCCCUCACUGAUUGACAAUAAUGGAAAGUGGCAGAAUUGAUGGGAAACAAGAGAGUGGUGUGCGUGAAAUUCUCCCGGAGCUUCCAGUCACAGACCAAAGGCUCUGACUGGGCUCACUUGUCAUCCCUCCAGCAGUGGGAUUAAGGCCUGUGACAGCUGGAGCAGCCUGAGAGAAAGAUGCCGUGUCCGUCAUUGGCUGCUGACAGCUGGGAAAUGGUGACUUAGACUGCAUAUUUGAGUCAUUACCUGGCUGGACCGAGGGGAGCACUGCACUGUAACGUAAAGAUACUGUACAUGGAGGGAUAACAUAUUGAUGAAAAAAUCAUUCUCCUCACAUGACCAAGAUAAACUUAGCCGUCACAGGAACGUGAGAUACAGAAUCUCCUGAAAGGGGUGGACGGCCUGGGCUCUAAAAAGCCAUUUAAGAGAGUGCUUUCCUAAAGUAUCUCGUUUCUAGGCCUGAAAUAACCACUCACCUUGUGCUGCAGCCCAGGAUGUGUGUGCGCGCCCUGUCGGCGGACGGAGGGCAGGUGUCAUGUCAGAAGGGGGCACUUCAUUCUCUAAUUGAUCGGCAAAAGAUGCACACGAAGAAGACGUUAGCGCAAAAUGAAGUCAUAACAGUGGAUUGAGACAUUUAUUAAGUCAGGCGAAAGGCCCUCCGAAACGUUGAGAUUGUUUAUUGAUUUUUGUGUUUUGGCUGGCUGCACGGGAGUAAUCGCUCGUCACAGUGCCACAUGGCUUGAGUGCAUCCCAACGCAAGGGCGGAGGCUUGGACUUCCUCUUAAAGGAUGCUACUUUGACAAGCGGGUUCCCCUUCUCCCGCCAUUUAGUUGCACAAAGCAGUUGAUGUUAUCUGGUGCAUAAAAAGCAUCAAAAUUAUUGCUAUUAGUAUCUUAGACAGACUUUUUUGUUGUUUUUGUUUGUUGUUUUUGUCCAAUCUCUACAUUUGGAGAUACGUGGUUUUCAUGGGAAAGAGAUGAUAUCUCAUGCAUGUAAUGCAAACAGGUUUUCUCAACUGAGAUGGAAAAACACUACUGUGUGUGUGUGUGUGUGUGUGUGUGUGCAGGUGAGUGUUAGGUAGAGUUCACGCAUACUGGUGACAUCAAUCUGCCUGUUCUUUAUUAGGCGGAGCAGUGAGGUGUAACUGACUGCAUUGUCCACAGAUGGACUGGGGCGCAUCGCACACGGGACCCUGGUCAGCCCCCCUGACAAUACAAUCAAUAAGCACACACUCAUUAUGGGAUCCCUGCCUGCCCGUGGAGCCUUACGAUCUGGCUCGCUGGAUUUUAAACUCCGUCUCUCCCCUUAUUUUAAGUACCCAGUUUCUUCUUCAUACACUGAUAUCUGUUUUAGCUCAUCCAGGACAUUAGUUUAGUUUUACUCUGCAAUUCUGUCAAAAGUCUAAACAGCAAAGGUUGAAGGGACACAGUAGCACUCCCCUCCCCCCCACAAGGCAUGGCUGCUACUGCGCUGCUGCUGCAGCACUCUGCUGUCACACUGGACAGUUGUUGGAUGACAGUGAUCCAGCUUGGAGCCUGGGGCCUAUAAAUGGUAAUGCCCUCCACUUGCUUUCCUCAUAAAGCAUAAUAAAAGGAGGUUAUAAAUCGUACCAAUUAGCUGCGUCCAUCAGUCGCCUUAAUUGGAGUGUCGUGACUGGCUAGGGGAUGACCUUGUGCAUGCGCCAUCGCGCGAAGACAGACGAGAGGGCCAGAGGCGACAUCGCUCUGUGGAUGUGUGGAGGACUUAGGCUUCUUUAAAGCAACUCUAUUUAACCUCCCGUACAGAUGGGGGCCUGUGAUACGUUUGUGCUGACUGGCCUGUUAGGGGGAGGUUUACAUAAUAAAGGUAGAAUAUAGCCCAAAAUGAAGAUUCCAGCUAAGGAAAAGACUAAAAGUUUACUUUUACCAUUAACAUGAAAAAUAUUUGCAAUGCUGGGCCGUAAACUCUGCUGAAAACAUUUUUUUUUCCCACUUGUCCUCAUUAGGGUCUGGACUGGUCACCCACCAAUCACAGCCUUUACCUGCACACCCUUAAUCAAUCAUUUAUUUGUCUUUGAGAUUAUUACAGACCGAUGUUAUUAAAAACCAACCACAAUGUUUUUUCUAUUACUUAAAAUGUAUGGAAAUUAAAUUGUGUCAACUGAACAAUAUACUGUACAUAAUGAUGAAGGCAAUUCAAUUAAAAUUUCAAUUCAAUUCCUUGUACUGUACAUCCCAAAAGCCAACAAGCACAGCCGGCCCUACCCAAAGUGGCGCCCUUGGCAAGAUUUGACUGUAUAUGGUGCCCCCCCCCCUCUAUCUGCGAUUUGCAUGCACUUGCAAAAGACAUCGAAUGGCAUUGUUUUAAAUGUUGUCUUUAAUUUGUAAGUUAACAUAUCACCCUAUUUACAUGGUCAACAAAUUACAAAUAAAUAACAAAAAAAACCCCAAAUGGAAUUUAAUAUAAAUACCCGUACCACAAAACAAAAAUCCUGUAAAUAAAGGAAUAAAUAACAAUCGAAAUUAAUUAAAAAUAAAACAAUCAACAUCAAACAAUUUCAGUAACCACAAAUAACUAUAUACUAAAACUACAAAUAUUGCAAAAGUAUUAAAAAGUGUUAAAUUGACCAUAAACCCUGUAUUAGUAACAACUCUUGGUAUGAUGCAGUACAGUCAUACACCACAAUAACCAACUGAGUGUUCUGUUCAUUUCUCUCAUGAUAAAGUGAGAUCAGAUAUACAUAUGUACAUACAGUAUAUAUUUAUACAUUUAUACAUAUCAUUUAUGUUGGAUCUCAUUAGAUCGUAGUAGUUGGAGCUAAUGUUUUGGCCGGUGACUGCUCAUUUCUCUUUGAUCCGUGAACUCGUGUGUCCUGGUUCAAGUGGCUCAGCUGCCCCCCCUCAGCAAUGCAGCCAUGCCUAUCUUCUGUGUCCUCGUGUGGGCUUGUCCUCUCCCCCUCAGCACUUCAUUCAAGCUGCAGUACCUCUGUGGCCACUCACACCGGAGACCUCAGCUUCCGCUUUCCCUCAGAACAUCUCGUGACACCGCCUGUCCUCUGAGGGGGGAGGGGACACUGAGCGUGUUUGUCUGCAGCGGGGGCUUCAUGUGCUGCUAGUGAUGAGUCUUUACACUCUCACCUCCCAUUUGGGAUUAGGCGGUAAAGACCGGUUAGCCAACCAGCUGUCGGAGAAGUUUCUUUCCGGCUGACUGAGGGCUGACGACAGUUGUUUCCCUUUUCUCUUCAGAUAAUUCAGUCAACAUGCUUUGAACUGCAGAUAAGGGAGGCAGAGGACAACCCGAGGGAUGAGUCUGUGGGACGAGGACAGCAGACUGGAAGGGCAAGACAGGGAGAGGGGAAGCAGGUGUAUGGAAACCGGAGAGGAUAAGUCAAAUAAGACAGGUGAAAGUGUCCAAUUUACACAAUGAUUUUCUGCAUUAGCUCGUAUGAUAGCAGUGCCUAUGGGUUUAUAAUAGCCGUGCCUAAGGUCACAUGAUUCUUACUUGCAAGUCACAUGACCUUCAACCACACAAAAUACUCAAAUAUCACUUUGUAUUUGUGUUGGCGUACACUGGUGUGACGUCUACAUAAACAUUUUUAAAAUAAAAAGUUCUGGCCUUUCCUCCACAUGCAAACCGCGUUUUAGAUUUUGUUUGAUAACUCCAUCUUUUCUAAGGAUUGGUGGACUAUUUCUUGUUGCUUGUCUCCUUUUAGAUGACAGCGUACAGUCAGGAUUAACUCCACUCUUAGUCAAUGUGGAGGACUCUUUUCUUUUUCCUCAAUUUGCUGUUGUUUUUGCUAAUGACUUUCUUCAGGACUUUCCUCUGCUGGGCUGAAUUUACAGUUGGAGGGUUUUAGCACCACCUGUUGCUUUGAUAUGGGCAUGACAGCCUGAUGGCAUAUGGGCAGAUGUAUUUAAAACACUGAUAUUGUAUUAGAGAUGCUUGAUAUUGGCUUUUUUUUCUGAUAUCCAGCAAUAAAAAGAUUAUUUCCGAUGCCGAAAACGAUAUACGCAGCAACUCUUCCCUUAAAUAUCGUGGAAUGAAAACAUUAUGCUUCUACUGGAUGCGAUAUGCAAUACAAGUCAUUGAAAAAGUGCCAAAAGGCUGAAUGUGACUCUGUUUGAUUCUCCCUGAGGUGUGAUAUUAGAUUAGUGUUGAGGAAAGACGCCGUAGUCCCCCCCUGCAUGACCAGCGCGUUUUGUCAUGUUCCGCAUUACAGAUUGGACUUUAGUUUUGGUUUUCCGUAGUUGUCAUGUUGUUUCCUGUUUUGCACUCUUAUUUUGUUUUUUUAAUUUCCUGUUUGACACAGUGCUUGUAGCGGUACGUGUUUCUUUGCAGUCUUUGCAAAUUGCAUUUUUACAAUCCAAAGGUGAAACUUGGAAAUCAUUCUGGACCACGAACAUACUGAGCUUGUUGAUCUGUGAUAGCGAUGUUAUCGGCAGGAAAUAGUUUUUUCUUUAAUGCCAAUAUCAGCGUCCCCGUUUGUUAUUGCCUCAAUUUUACAUGAAUGUUAAGGCUAUUGUUGUACAUGCAAACAUCAGCCUCAGAUAGGAUCUCCCUUGAAAGUUCAUUUUCCCAGAUGAACCUACUUGAGAAAUAUGGGGAAUUAAUUUCCAAAUAACGUUGCAUAGAGUGGGUUUUGUUUUGUCGCCACAUGCUUUUGCAUACCUUCCAGGUGUUGUGUGGUGCAAGAGCCCAGGGCGCUGUGGUUCACAGUGAGGUCCACGCUGAAAGCCCUGGCCUGGCCCAUCAAAGGGCCCAUUGAGGAGCGGGUUCAGGCGAGACAGAGAGCCACAGUGUGGACGCUGGUAAUUUGACACCAUCUGACAGUCGAGCCACACAGCCCACUCAGAGUGGUGCUGACAGAGAUUGGGCUCAUUCACAUCUACUGGCUGAAUGUCGUACAGGGACACACUGAUUGAACUGAAGUCACUAUCCCUGUUAAAUGAACAGAUAAAAGAAUUCAAAGAGAUAAUCCACAUAAGGAAUUGCAGAAAUUGGGUGUAUAUAAUAAGAAUUUUGUAGGAUUUAUUGUUGGUGAUUUGUGUCUUGAAGCAAUUGGGACAAAACUGAGUGCACUUCUUGCCAGCAGCCAGCAGAGGUGCUGUUGCUUGAGGCAAUGUCCAGGUGUUUGUCCUUAAAAACAAAGCUUUUGGAAAACUUUGGCCAGAGCGGAGAUUUUCAAAAACUGUGUGUGUGUGGACCAGUGACGUGGUCAAAAAAUGAUUAAUGAUAACAAAAUAAAUAUUAAUAUUUGUCCAUUUAACAGUACUAUAAAGUAAUAUGUUAUUUUCUCUAUGAUUUCAAUCAUUUUUAACAUUUUCUUAAGUAAAAAUUGCUGAAUUUGCACAUUUCCUGAUCAAAUACACGGCGGAAAGCCGAAGUGAGGCCAACGCGAGCGUGGCUUUUUGGCGUCGUGCGCAAGCCCCCCUCUGAGUGCAGUCAAUGAGUGCAUGGAGUUGGAUCACGGCGCCUGCCAGGAUAUAUAAUGUUGCAGAAACAUUUCCAAUACACCAUGACUUUCUGCAGCCUGUGUACAUUCUUUAACGUAAGUGUGACAUAAUGAGUCUUGCUAAUCAAACAUAGAAAUGUCAUACGUGGCGGUGCUGCAGUAAUGGCCUCAUCCUGAACUUCAAGACCUGAAGUGUGUGGGCGUGCGUGAGCUGGCAGGUGCAUAUAACUGCUUCCACAGUAAGGUAGAGCUCAGCGUGCAUCAUCAGCAAAGACGGCAGAUAGAUAAGACAGGCCCCUCGGCAUCCACUUCCAUAGUACGCACUGAACAGGUUUGGCUUUCACGAAGCAGAAGCAGAAGCAGAAUCCAGAAACAUUGCAUUGUGAAGAUGUCCCUGUCACACCGUCCAAAAGACAAGAUUUGUCAUUUUUCAUGUUUCCCACAAGACAGGUACGUGUGAUAAAAGGGUUGUAGAUUUAUAACACUGGUAGUUGUAAAUAAACACGACAGUGGCCAAGACUCAAAGUGUCGUCCCACACAAUAUAGCUUAAAGCUCAUUUGUUUCUCUGGGUGAUUACAUGAAUUCAUGACAAGUCAGUGGUGAUGAUGAUUUAGGCUAUAGUCGGUCAAAUGUAUUAGCUUUACUGAAAUAAAUGUUGCAUUGUGUGAAUACUUGGAGUUAAUUAUCCAUAUAAUGUGUCGUCUUCAAAGAAACGGAGCUUUUCCUGCAGAAGGAUCGGCACAUGGUAACACCACAAACGCUUCUCAGGCUUAUAAAAUACAAUAGAAUGAGACUACUCUCGUGUUUUUCUUGUUAUCCUUUAAUGUAUUAACAUUGAUUAGAGUGCAAGAAUUUUCAGUAAAAAAGGAAAAAAAUCCAAAGUGGUUUGUGCCUCACCAGCCACAGACGUCACCGCACGUCACUGGUGUGGACGGGACGUGAAACUGAGCUUUUUGGUUUGUGUGAUAAGAAAUAUGAGACAUUAUUUCGUGUUUUUAAAGCUCAUUUAAUCACAGAACAUGCAGUGAUGGACUUACAGGUGUUGGUGUGCUUAUAACACGCAUGGGCCAUUAAAAAAAACAUUCUGUGUAAAUGAGAGCUGAUUUUAAAGAUAAUGUACACAUCAUUGUACAUCUAAUAUUUUUCUGUUAACAGAUGCACUGUAAUGCGUGACCGAGUCAGAUGUGGUGGCUUUUUCAGGCUUCUGAUUGGUCAAAGUGCGCAUAACAGUGUUAGCAGUGUUAUUUUUAAAAGGCACUCGUGUGUAUGGAGAUUUUUUUAACACCAGUAUAGUAGAAAUGUGCGUUUUUUUUUAAAUAUGGACACAGCCUCAGUCUCAACUAGUUUGCAGUCUAAAGAAGACCAACAUGGCGUCAGCUAAGGGAGUGGAGCUACAUACCCUUGCUAUAGCCAGUAACAUGCAGUGAGGUUCAUGGCUGGCGAGGCAAUGACUCUUUUGGAGUUUUUAAACGUUAAAACAGCCAAAAAAGAUGAGAAUAAUUAACUUUGGCUCAAAAUGUUUUCAAUAUGUUUUCAGAUACUUCUUCGACCCAUUUACUGUAUUUGAUUUUAUUUUUUUAUACACUGAAAAGCGUUUGUGUUCUUCCCUUUUUUGAUGAAGCACAUGCAGCCUUUCCUUCUCUAGGAAAUGUUCUGAUACUUUGCUGUAAGAGUUCGAUCACCUCCUGGCGAGUUUGAGUAUGUAAUCCUCCAUCUUGGCAGUCAAAUUCAUUCAUUCAUUCAGCAGAGCGUAAAAAUAUAUUGAAUGCAUUUUAUUUUCUUUUUUUUUUUUGCAAACACUGAGCGUGUACUUAAAACAGUAACACACUUAGGCUAUAGGACAAGGGACACCGCUGUACAAGAGGAAGGGAGGGUUGUGCUUUGUCGGCAGAUAUGUCACUAAUUGAGAAAUGGGCUGAAUAGCAAAAAUAAUUAUGAAAAAAAUGCAAGAUAGUGAUAUAUAAUAUGCUAUAUUAGAGAUAAAAACAAAAAUAUAUAGCACUGCAUUCUUCCCGAUUCUGAGGAACACUGCCAGUCUGCCUUGACUGAAGUUCCAAGUCUCCCGAAUUAUGAUGGGUUUUUUUUUAAACGUUCAGUAAAAAAAUGAAUAGGUUACUUUUGGACGCCAAUAUAACAUCCGCAGCUGCCUCUCUCACCGCACACACACAGCAGUUUCCCCUCCCUUCUUCUUUCCUUCCUCACACUCAGCCAGUCAGCAGUCAGGACUCAGCUUGAACACAUUUACCCAUCACAGACAGUCGGAAAUUAGAACAAACACGAAUAUUAAAAAAUGAUUGAAACACAGAUAUAUAUAUAAAACACAUAAAUUUUCCCUCUCCAUUCACACGAGUGGAGUAAAAAAAAAAAAAAAAAAGUCUCUCCACAGCCACAAAUUCAUCGGCUGUCAUGUGCAUUUUGUCCAAUCAGAAGCCUGGAAAAAUAAGCACAGCUGACUUGAUCACACAUUCUAAAUGUCCCGUGCACGUUAUCUUAGUUAUAGGGUGCACACAUCUGUGUGAGGCGGGAUAGAGGGGAGAUGUUGGCAGCUCUGCAAUUAAUCAACCUAUUACUAAUUGGUUAUGAUUGGUUUGUUAUCACAAAGAAAUUAAUAAAGUUAUGCGUAUGAAAUAAAACAAUCCUAAUACAAAUCUGUGAUACACGAAAUGCGAUUUUAUAAACUAUAUGUCCUCACAUCAGAAAUGUGAAUAGAUGACUUAAAUAAAAAUACAACAGAUUUUUGUUCAUCUCACAGUCUGUCUUUAACGCUCCACGUAGGUGCACUUCAAAGUUGAGGCUCUUUCCACUGAAUGAUCUCAUUAACGGAGCACCUCCUGAAUGUCACACCUACAUAGAUAAAAAAAAAAAAGAAGAAGAAGAAAAAGAAGUGUGUUUUAAUGAAGCGUAAUUUAAUUUUAACUGUGAGCCUCUGAAAUGAGCAGCAGCUGGGUCACGACUGGGCUACUGCUCUCGUUGAUGGCCUCAAGUAAGCCUCACCUGUCGGUCAGUAAAAGUCACACCGCGCCUUCAAUCACCACAGUGGACAUCCCUUCUGUCCUCUAACGUGAUCUACAGCUAUUAAUAGACGCAACACAAACACCAAAUAAUAAAUUCAUCCGUGCGUUUACUUAAAAACAAGCUUCAUAAGGUUAAGCAACAAUAUGUAGUCAUAUUCUGGAUCGUGUUCGUGCCAGGGUUACUGUACAAAGUAGGGAAGCUUCCAUAAGCUUUGUCACUUCCUCGAAUGAGCAGAAAAGAUCUAAUUCAAGAAAGAACAGUCAUGAAAGUGAUUUUUGUUAGCAUGUAUAUUCAUUAGCUUAGCUUUUACCAAGCAUAUGUUCUUGUGUAGGAUAACAGUUGUUGCUUCACAGCUGGAAGGGGGGGCAAAACAAAACAAAAGAAAACUAGAAUAGGACGGGGUGACCAAAGGACGGGUCAAAUUCCCAAGCGCUUGCGUCGUUCUGUUUUAGGAAUCAUUUUUGUUUUUGAAUGUUCUUCCUUUGGAAUUUGUGUCUCUGAUUAUAGAUAGCAUUUUGUAAUACAACCAUAUUCCAUCCAUACAGAGGAGGCAUACUUUAAAUGUACUGAAAUUAUAAGGCGUCGUUGAGUAACGCUUAAGAGUAAGGGUAAGGGGCAAGGGGUGACUUCUUCGAGUAUCGCUGUUGUCAUGAUUUACACUCUGCUUGGUUUGCUGCCCUCUGCUGUCUCGUUUCAUCGCUGCAGAGGAACUCUCUCACCAGCUACUUGACGAGCGCAGCUGCAGCUCAUUACCAAUCAGCCCCUUCUUAAGCAGUGCUGUCUCUCUCAGGCAGCAGCACCUUUCGUUACCGUUAACUUCCCCUUUUUGAUCCCAAUCUUCUUCGUCUCCAAAGCUCCUGGCACCUGUGCCAGCAUUGUAACAAUUGUAUUAUUAUCAAUGCAUCUCAUUGCUAGGUUGAAUGUCCUGGUUUUUGGUAAUCAAAACAAUAACACCUUCACUAAGCCCAAACAAUCCUAUCCAUUACUUUUUUACUCUAGUAGUGUAGAUAGUGGUAGCGUUACAAAACCACAACAACUGUAGCUCCACCUGCUGGAUCUUGGACCUCAUUGGCCCCAAUGCUAACAAACUCUUAUCAAUCUGCAGUAGAAUGUCAAUAAGUUCUACCCUAACUCAUGCACCACCGAUCUACAGUACUCUCUAGCAAGGGCGCCGUAAAUGGGGGAAAGUUUAGGACAAUUGCAGAGCCCCCCCAAAAAUAGGUACAAAAUGAAUAUGAUUUUGCUAUCCGGGUUGAGAUUUUUUUUUCCAAAUAUAGUCAUAAAACAAUCAACAACAAUCUCUUUGUUUUUACUUGUUUUUGUCAAAACGUUAAGGCCCUGUCACACCUUGACGAUUUAGCCAGCCUACGCCAACGUAUGAAAAAUUUGGCCAAUACGCUGGUGUACGUCGAAUAAGUUAUGGGUAAGUUUUGUAUAAGUUAAGACAACGCUGAAGCACGCCGGCAUACGUCGUAGUACAUCCAAGUCGUCCAAAAAUUUUGUGCAUGCACAACGUAUGAUUCAUCCGUUUCGCAUACGCGGGCAAUAAGUUAUGCAAUCGUUGACGCCCGUUCACACACGUUAUUUGUAAGUUACGCACAAGUCGUAAUACGUCAACAUACCUUGAGACAAAACUGUGUCUUCUUGGCUCUCUUCUUGGCAAGGGUUGGCUGAGAGGAGAUGGAGGCCACUGGGGAAGCAGCUUCCGAUACCAUUGACGAUGCCUGAGAGGCGUUACAACCUGCGUCAUCUCCAUCAGAGUGAGAAUGGGAGGGGGAGGCUGUGGGUGGCUUCUUACGUCCACGUCCUCGUCCUCGGCUUCCGUCACUGCCCUGAUACUUCUUGGCAGCGGUCUUCGAAAUUUUCUUCGGCAUGAUGGUGAGGUUGACACUGCGAUGUCCAGUGAGGUUGUAAUUUGAGUCAUCAAGUGGCGGCCUUUUUAUAGGCUACGGCACGUGAUCGUCGGCCAUACGCUGCCGUGCGGUUUGCAUAAUUAGAUUGGCGUUGGGCAUAUGUUGUGAACGCCGGCAACACGCUACGCAUUCGUUGGUAUCAGUUAUCUAUAAGUUAUAGAAAUGUUCUAUAUAAGUUACUAAUACGCCAUGUAUACGUCAAACUCGUUAUGAAUACACUAUGUAUACGCCCAAAAUGGAAAAAAAACGUCGACAGUUCAACGUAUGCCAUCAAAAUGAUCACGUCGGGCAUGCGCUGGCUAAAUCGUCAAGGUGUGACAGGGCCCUAAACCUCCACAUUGACCAACCACCCCCUUAUAUCUGCAUGAAAUGUUUCGGUCCCGCAUUUAGACCAUUGACGGUGCUUCGUAGCCGCCAGAGAGAUGUUGCCUCGUACUAAAAUUACAUUUGGUCUUCAAAAAAGGAAGGAGAGGCAAGAAAAAAAAGGAGAUUGGGUAGAACUACUAGGGCUGCGUUGAAAAACGGGAUCGCCUUUAGAAACAAAAGUACUUGUCUCGUUUGUCAACAAUUUGUCUCUUAUUUCUAAAUGUCAAUGGCGUCAAUGAAUGAUGGAGGCGCUUUACAUAAAAUUUUACGCAAAACUUUUUUUCCGUUCUGUCACCAAUAACGAAAUAAAAGGAAAGAUUCCACCCACCUUGCUGUAAAACUGCUGUGGUGUAACGGUGUAUGUGUGAACCUGCAAAAGCAAACAGCCUGUGUUUGAUCCCUGGCUGUGCCAUAUUGCUUUUUGUUCGUUAGUCUGUUAUUUUGUUCUCAAAAUAAAUGAUGUGUUACUCCAAAACGUCCAUCUAAAUUCAGGAGCAUACAAAUAGCUUUUAAGGGUCAGUCCUAGAGAUGUAGUGGCUACAGCUGGCCAUGCCUGAUUUUCUUUCACGGGGCCCAGAAUUCCAGGUGGCACCACUGCUCUCUAGUUUUGCAAAAAUCUGUUAUGCAGUUUUUGCGUAAUCCUGCUAAAGAAAAAUCGAUAAAACUAACUCAUGAACCAGUCCGUGAUCAAAACCUCAUAUCGUGUGUGUUUUGUUCUCAACAGAGGCAAAUUCCGUGCUGUUAUUUUUAACAAAUUGCUGCUGUCAGCAGUCUAUAUACUGUAGAGUAGUGCUUGAUUUGAUUGUAUGUAGAGCAUGGGUAUAGAGCAUGUCAUCACAUUGCACUAUUCCAGGUAUUCCAGUCUAUUGCCUGUUAAAAGACAGCCUUAAAUAACAGUUUAUUUUGAUGCCAUGGUAGAUGUUUGUUGCUCAGUAAAAUAUUGCACGAGCAGAAGUGUUGUCACCUGCAGCAGCCAUUCAGCUUCACGUCUAUAAAUCGCAGCGCUGGACUCUGCAGCUGCCUGUCCUGUCACCUUAGUCCACGGCAAGCCUCAGAUCUCUUUCAGCGCGCGUAUGUACGUGUGUCUCGCACCUUUGCACGUGGCGGUGCUUUGAAGAGCCGCCCCUUGUCCCGCCCCGCCUUAAGCCUCUUCAAGUGCCCCCGCCACCCACACCCCCACCCCCCACAAAGCCUUGUGCCACUGGACCGCGCAUAUACAAAUCACCACGGCCUUGUUAGCAUAGUUUAGUGAAGAUGUCAGCUUUACGAGAAGCCUGGGAUGCUUGCUAUACGUGUCAGGGACAGCCCUGACCCAAGGGGGGAAGUGCAGCAUGGCCACACGUAAAUUUUAGUGGAAGAGAGCUGUGGAGCAGCAGGCCUGCUGAGAGAAUUCCUGCAUCAAACAAAAAAAUAAUUCCCCAUGUAUCAUAAAUGAUAAUUUGGUCAUCCAUCACUGAGGAUGUUGCUUCCUCUGCUCCUAAUCAAAGCAACGAUAAAUGGUCGCUUUCUUUACGUGUGCAUGUUGGGGGGGUUGCAGGCCGGCAUCAUUACAUUGUUAAUCUCAUUUCCUUUCUGACGAUUGAAAAUGGAGAGAGGCUGUGAGUUUAUCAGGCAGAUAAAUGGACAGCCCAUCCUCGGAGGAGAUCUAAUCUGUCAUGCGUCAAGGCUGGGCUUCACCUGCCAACAGAUAAUAACCACGUCGAAGGGCACUGAUGAUUUAGACUAGCCUGGCCCUUUGUUUGCCUCCACAAACACCCCAUCCUCUCAUUCAUUAAAAGUCUGCAAUUAGUGACCCACUUGACGUCAGGUAGGGUGCUGCAAGAUGGGUAUUAAGGCAUUAAAAAACUGCGUGGAACUCUAUUACAGCUGACCUUUUUGGUGAAACGACUGAUAUUUGAGAUUGCAUUCACAAUUCAAUGAAAACUUCCUUUUUACACUUAUUGGCCGAGCCCUUUCCGACUGUGCUGUGAAAUGGGGUCUCGCGCAGCCUCCAGCUUGUUAAUUAUGAUCUUUAUAAAUUAAAUUAAGAGGAUGUCACUGCUUGAUUUUUUUUAUCUUCUCGUCCUACAGGUUAAAAAGGAGAUAAGAUACUUAUCACCUCUGGAAUGAUGGAAAACUAUCGCCUCUUCCAUACUAAUUGCAAUAUGUACCAAUUGCCCCUCCGAUAUUUAGCCUUCACCUCUCAGGAAAUAUUGUCUGUUUUAUUACACCGCAUUUGAGAGUAGCAUAUGGUAGAUUUUGAGAGACAGCUCUGUGUGGCUCUGUGUGACAGCUUCUAUUGUGAUAAAAAUGCCUUUUAGUAAGAUCAAAGGAAGCAUUGUUACAUGUAAAUGCAUGUAAUUUUUUUACAUGUAAUUAUCAUAAUAAUACAAUACAGUAAUCCCUCGUUUAUUGCGUUUAAUUGGUUCCAGACACGACCAUGAUAAGUGAGUUUACGUUAAAUAAGAGUCCUUCUUUAUAAAUGGAAUAUUUCCAUGGUUGCAGUAUGGCAUAGAAAACCUUUACGAGGGGUUUACAAUCUUCUAAAUACCUUUUUUUUUAACAUUAUUACAGCCCUUUAGAUAUGAAUUAACAAUCAUAUAGUCACCUUUACAUUCACAUUACCCAAUAUAAUAGACAUAAUCAGAGAAAAUAAGCCAUUUAAGACAUAGAGAAACAUUCCUGUCGCAGUAAAUGUGUGCUGGUGCUAGUAGGGGAGCAGAAUGGGUGGCGGAAAGGAAGUGAGUGGUCCGCCACCCAGUGGGUCCGGGGUUGAGAGUCGUUUGUUAUGGCUGCAACAGUAGCCUGUGUUGUUAUGAUUAUUGAUUAUGAUGAUUAUUAUGAUGUCGUUAUUAUUGUGCCUGUUGUGGGAUAAUUUAAACCUGCAAUAAAAGCCCGUUGUUCUGGUGAUCAAGUCUGGUGCUUGUCUCACCAAACAGUUACUGACAUCUAGGGUCAGAUCAAUGUAGAAUACUACAUUUACAAUUAGAUUUUUCUUUGCUUAUAUAUGUAUUUUAGUUCUUUUAGCCAUUUUCAAGCUUGAAAAUGCUUAAUUUAGGAAAAAAACAUUUGCUUAAAUAUGCAUAUUUUCUAAUAAUACGCUGUAUUCAACCACAAAACAGCAUGAUUUAUUCAUGUUUGAAAAUCCGUGAUCGAGUGAAGCCGUGAUAUUUGAACCGAGAUGUGGCAAGGAAGGUACUCUCUUAAGGGUCUUGGGGAUCAUCAAAUGUUUUCUGGCAAAACUGCCAGAAAAGCCUUAAUGUUCUUUUGGUUCAGCAAUGGUUUUUGUCCUCGAACUCUUCUUAUGUAUUCUUACGUGUCUUCUUAUGGUGGAGUCAUGAACACUGACCUCAACUGAGGCAAGUGAGUCCUGCAGUUCUUUGGAUGUUGUGGGGUCUUUUAUGACCUCUUGGAAGAGUUGUCGUUGCACUCUUAGGGUAAUUUUGGUUGGCCAGCCAAUCCUGGGAAGGUUCACCACCGUUCCAUGUUUUUCCCAUUUGUGGAUAAUGGCUUUCACAAGCUUUAGAAAUGGCUUUAUAAACCUUUUCCAGACUGACAGAUCUCAAUAAAUCUCAGUGAAGUUAUGUUUUAACAGGGGGCAGUCACAUUUUAAGCAUUUUAAGCAUGACAAACAUGCAACAGUGUAUAUCUAUUCCCAAAUCGCAAACAUUGACAGACACACCGAACUCCUCACAUCAACACCACCGCAUGUCAGUGAGUAACAACUACUAAAGUUCAUCCAAGCAAGCUUCUGUUUUCCACACAAAAAAGAGCAAUGGCUAAGUUGGCUGAAUUUAAGUCAAGUAAAGUGUAGGAAAACAUUUUAUUGUUACUGUAGUGCAUUUGAAAACUACAAGACCUGUUCUAAAGGUAGGUGAGUAAUAUGUUUUAGCUUGAUUUCAAUUUUCACUUCAUUUGGAGCUGUUAAUAAAUGUACAUGAUGAUAAAUAUACAUAAUCCUGCCCUGUCGUUAUUCUUUCUGUUAAUAAAAUACAGUUCAAAUGUGCAUAUUUCAGAUAGACAGUAGAUAUGUAUUUAAGAUAUAUAAUCAUGAUUAAUUAAUUCAGAAACUGUGAUUCAAAAUUGUAAUCAUUUGACAGCCCUAGCUAGUUUAAACUUUUUUUUUUUGUAAUAUUUUUUGAUCCUGUCUUUUCAGCGUGGCCUUAAUGCUCCUCACACACUGCACUUGCCCGGCUCGCUGUUUGCGUUGUCACAUAUCUGAGCUUUUACUGUCUUUUUGAAACAACUAUCACACUCAACUCUGCCAGGCCUGUUUCUUGCCUUGACUCAGGCCCACUAAAGCUGCCUGGGCUCAUCUUUAUAUUAUCUCCCUCCUCUAUACACACCCACACCCACACCCGCACGCACACGCAAACACACACGUACACACACUCACAUGCGGCAUGCAUUUAUUUACCCGUUAUAGCUUCUAAUGCAGUUUGACGAAUGAGUGACAGCUUGACACUUCAUUCGGCAAGAUUAAUAGAACGACACAAUAUUUACGUGGCAGAGACAGCCAAUUAUCCCACCAUCUAUCAUCCAGAUUAUCUUUCUGAUUGAAAACUACUCGUCCAUGUAAUCGGAAUUAUUUGGAAUUAGAAGGGAAUUUAUGGCGCCUUGUGUCACUUUUCCCGCACGGUGGUAAAUUAGAAAUAUUAGAUACAUAAAGGGAGUGGAGGAAAUGGCAUAAAUAGAGGCGCAGAGUUAAUGUCACCCGUUUAUAUAUAUAUAUUUUUCGCUCCCUUUCAGUGCCCCCGCGUGAACCCCAUUUUUGAGUCACCAUUUUAUAGGUUGCCUGCGCAUAUUAUUAAUACAUAGAUUACACUGCAGAGUCAGGCGAUACUGCAACCUGUGCUUGCAUGGGCGAGUCACACAUAUUGGUGUGCCUUGUGUGGGGGGAUGUUGAUAUGUUUGAAAGGACAGGGGGUUAUUUGAAUGGGAAUGCUGCAUUAAACGUUUUCAUGACUGUAAUGGAUAGAUCUUAUCAAGAGACAAUGCGUCGUGUGUAUUGAUCUCUGUUUUUCAAUGUCCAUCCAAGGCAGGCCUGACAUUAGUUACGCAGUCCUUCAACCUCUGUUGGUGUAUGGACAUGACCCAUUUUACCCUUUUUUGAACAUUUUUGUACAAACCUUUAUCUCUUCAUUAAUUUAGAAAAACCUCUCUGACCUUUAGUGCGUGCACCCCCAUUUCACAGUUCCGACUGUUUAGCCUAUUAUAAAACCAUAUGUCAUUGUCAAGGAUGAACAGUACAGUAUUCACUGGGCGUGUCACGAGACACCCACCUCACGACACGAGCCGGUGCACGAGAUCGGGCCCACGAGAUUGAGACGAGACGAGAUUUUAACGUUAAUUUUAAGAAAAGUACAAUGAAAAAAUAUGACUGGACAAACAAACUUUUUUUAUUUAGCCAAGUCACAAAACAAUGCUGAGGUGUUUUGAAAUGUCUAUUGUCCCACAAAUUGACGAUAAUUGAUAUUAUUGUCAAAAUUUUUAGACCAAACAAACUACUGUUAUAUUAAUGAAAAAUAAUAAUAAUAAAAUUAACAAUAUGUCAUAAUAAUGCAAUAGUUCCUUUAAUAUGUCAUAUUUCGGUCUGUAAAGUGACGGAAUUGGCAUGUAUUUUCUCACAAGCAAUUUGUACUGUCUGUCACAUUUUUUGUUAGCCUUAAUGUUGCUUUUUGUAGUCGCAUUAUGUAUUUUUGCAAAAUUUGUUCCACUUUUGCUGGGUUUUUGAUUAUUUUAUUUCUGCAAUGAUUCAUGUUUCACAGAUGGCCCCUGCGCCGCACUUCGGGCACCCAUGUGUGCUCGGUGAGCCAGACUGGCUUGGUUUUGCCGUGAAGGCAUUGUGGAAGGGUUUAUGCAGCUUUCAGACCGGCAUUGCACGGCAAUACUUAUGUACAAUUGGAGGUGCGGAUAUUUCAAGCAAGAAACACUUCUUGACUUUCGCUUUUAAUGCGCACCCCUACUUGCUAAAUAUAGCGACCGUGUCGUCAAAUUGUCAAGAGUUCACAAUCUGAUUGGCUUCUGGCUGCCCUGUUCUUGCAAGACAAAUUUUCUCCAAAUGAGAAAUCUCGUCACAUUUUAAUCUUGCGACAUCCCUCGUAUUUUCUUAUGCAAAGUUGGAAGUAUUUUAAAUACCUAUAUAUUAAAUUAAAAUAGAGACGCACUUUAGUCUGUUGCCAAAUUGCUGAACCAAGAAUACUGAGUUGAUAUGUGUUGUGGUACAUGAUCUGACUUAGCCCUUUUCCGUGUACGGCAAUAGUAAUGGAAUUUGAAAAGUGACAUUUGAUUUGAUUUGAUCAAAUCCAAACAGUCUAAAAGCUUCGCACUCAUUGGUUUCUAUUAGAAAUGGUGAAAAUUGCCACACACAACAAUGUUCAAGGGUCCUUGAUUUUAUUGGCCAGAGUGCGUUCUGACUUGUAAAUAGGAUUAGGCCAUCCCAAUAUAGUGUCUCAACAACUGCCUUGUUUAUUUUUAUCCUCUUAUUAGGAGAGUUGGAUCCUUAAAGGGUGCCAAAAUUAUCCUGCAAAUUGCUGACAAGGAAAAAUGAAAGGUUAUUAUAAGCAAUCUGUCUGCGUUGAAGCACAAUGUGACUGCUGCGCUUGCGAUACCAACGAGGUGACCUCAGUCAGAUGGGUGUGUGUGUGUGUGUAUGUGUAUGCGUGUGUGCAUUGAGGGGGGCAUGCUGAAAGUCAGACGCAGCGUAAGGACGAGACCACCACGCGCGUAAACACUCAGACUGAAUGUGGACUGUGGAGGUGUACUGUACAUCCUUAAUGAGUAAAUCAUUUUGGAAAUAUAUAUAUACAUAUCACAAAUGUUCUUUUUUUAAAGUAAUCAAUCCAAAUGUUAUUGAUAAAAUGAAGGUAUACAAGUGUAGAAUCAGCAGUGUAGAUAAGAAUAAGAAUAGAAAAUAUAAAGUAAAAAAGAAAAGAAAAAUGUACAAAAAAAUAAAUAAAUAAACAAUAG